AUGUUCUCUUCACUUUCAUUAAUAUUUCUAUUCAUCGCAGCAUUUAUCGGCACGGUUACUUAUGCAGCACCGGUGAGCAAUGAUGCAUGCCAAGCUAAAUUUGACAAUCGGGACACAUGUCGUAUUGGAGUUAUGGCUGAUUUUUCAUGCCUAAUAUCAACGCUCAAUUUAGCCGAAACCAAUCUAGCAUCCUGCAACUCAGGGUCAAUCUUUUGGAGUUAUCCAUCGAAUACAUUGAAAGUGACCUUCAAAACGCUAUUUACGCAAAAGCGUCAACCCUUUUCUAUUCGUCUGGACACUGAAGAAAUAAUGUUAGCAGUCUCACGUGUUUGUCAAGUAUCUCCAGAAGCAUCGUUUGAACUUCAACCUGUUGGGAAUAUAAUUAUAGCUAAAUCGGAUUCAAAUUAUGAAGUUGUUCUUAAAUUUGAAGCACCACCAAGAUGGAAAUUUUAUGGCCGAAAUAUCAACUACAUUGUUGUGCCAAAUUGA
Molecule: messenger RNA, 489 nt
Organism: Rotaria sordida
Lineage: Eukaryota; Metazoa; Rotifera; Eurotatoria; Philodinida; Philodinidae
Source: the annotation of a GenBank genome assembly